UUUAUUACUUAUUUCGGGAAAAAGAUCUCCGGUAUUUUAAAACUUUAAAUUUAGCGACACAUACUUCAUUUCCGAGAUGAUAAAUGCCGAGCUACGAUCAUAACCAUGACGCACUCUAAAUAAACACAAAACCUUCCAAAAAUGAGACAGUUAAGGGGAAGUACUCUCCGCCUACUUAAAGUGGGAUGCUUUUGUUUCAUAGUUUUGAUAAUUGUUUGGUACAUUGCAGUGACGUUUAAGAAAAGAGUGACACCGAUGUAUGCCAACGGGGUAGUUGACGCAACAAUCGGACAUAUUCGAUAUGACUUUUCUACUGGUAUGUUCUCGUUGAUUGAGAACAAGGACAUAUACCUGCAAGGCCUGUUGUCAGAGACACUGAGAUCUACUGCUGCCUUAGAAUGCAGACCCGAUCAAAAUAACCCAAACUACUUAUGUCUGCGAUGGCAUCGAUAUACAGAACUUGAGGUGAAAACUCUUGGUGGAGAUGAUAAAUGUCAUGAAAUUCACUGGAAACCUACCAGUCGUGAUUUUCUGCCACAAGACUGCAUAUCUCUACGGAACGCCAUAUGGUAUGGAGGUGGUGAAUUUUAUCACCAGAAAUGGCCAUUGAUGAAUGUCUCAAUUCCUUUGCAGCCAUACCUUCCAAAUGAUUUGAUGUAUAAAAUGAAAAACAACAAGCCACCAGGCAAUGUCUUUGGAAAUGUUGUAGAGAGAUUUUGGUUCAACUCCAAAGGUGUGGGUAUUGUAGUUGAAAGCUCUGUACCUUUGUUUGUUAGUUUCAAUGCUAGUAACAGUAAUCUCCUGUGCUUCACAACCAAUACUGAUCACCCGCGAUAUCCAACAGGAGGGAACCAUCUACUGAAAUAUACCAUUUGUAAGAAAAAGAAUGUGAAAGAGACUUAUGAAAUGAUGCAGAUGAAGCACUUUGAAUCACCGAAAGACAAACCAAGCCUCGACUUGAUACAAUAUCCGGUUCUGUCUUCCAUACCUCGGUUUCAAAGUAACAUGACACAAGGAGUUCUACUUAAAUUUGUGAAGAAAUUCAAGGAUGACAUGGGGAAAGCUCUGUCUAUCAAGAAACUUUUUUUUGAAUUUGAUGGCAAGUUUUCCUCUGAAUUUGGUAAUUUUGACAUUGAUUCUGAUUUAUUUCCAAAUGCACAUCAGGUAUGCAGUACAAUGAGGGAAUAUGGAUAUCAGGUUCUCAUGUCUAUGACGCCAUUAAUUAGUAAAGACUCAAAUCAUUUCGACACAAAAUCUGAGUUUCUAGUGCAAAAUAAAAAUUCUGAACAGUUAGCUCUUGUGAAAUGGCACUAUGGAAUGGCAGGUGUUGUUGAUGUAACAAAUCCAGAAGCUUCCAAAUGGUUUCACUCCAAAUUAUCAACAAUGAUGAAGGAAUAUGGCAUCGAUGGAUUAAAGCUAUAUGCAUGUGAAAGUAACUACCUACCUCCAAAUCAUCUCAGCCAUGAAUUGCUUGCAAAUCCUGGGGCAUACAUCACACACCUGCUGUCUUUAAUUGGCAAUUUGCAUCAAGAGAAACAACUUUUACAAACAACUUGUGCUUAUAAAUCUCAAAAACAUUCCAUGUAUGUGCAGUUGGGAAGGAAAGAGUCCAAGUGGGAGGCUGAUAAUGGACUUCAGAGUGUGAUCCCUGCAGUCUUGACACUUGGAAUUCUGGGAUACCCAUUUGUUAUCCCUGAUGUGGUCGGGGGGAGUGGUGUUGUCAGUAACACAUCAUCUCCUCCAAGUCGGGAACUUUACAUUAGAUGGCUACAGAUGGCUACAUUCAUGCCUGUACUCAAAUUCUCCUUUGUUCCUUGGGACUAUGAUGCCAAAGUUGUGAACAUUGCCAUGAGUCUUUUGAAAAGAAGGCAGGAAAUCAAGAAACUGUUGAUAAAUGCUGCUAAAGAGGCUGAAACUAAUGGUUCUCCUGUGAUAAGGCCGUUAUGGUGGAUAGACCCCAUAGAUUCCAUCGCCCUCGUAAUUGAUACAGAAUUUAUGGUGGGCAAUGACUUACUUGUGGCCCCCGUCGUAUUCCCGGGGGUGACCAAGAUUGACAUAUAUUUACCUAAAGGUCAGUGGAAGGAUGACCUCAAGGGGAUGGUUCUGGAGGGUAAACGCUGGCUGAGAGACUAUGAGGUCACCUUGGAACAGAUACCAACAUUCAGUAAACACAGGGUCUUAGAAUGAAGAGCGUAUGAGUUUUAAUUGAUGUACAAUUGUUGACCUUGAAUGAAAAGUAUUGUCUGAUGCAUAUAUUUUUAUGAAUGGUAGUAAUUUUUGACUCAUCGUUUCUCGGUAACCAUUGCAUUACCGGUAUUUGUAUGAUUUAUUCAUGUAUGUUUAGACAAUCUUUGUUGAUCAUUAUUGAUCUAAUAGUCUGAAAAUUUGGUAUUAUAUGAUACUAAAAAAUGGUGCACCCUAUUAUAUACAUGUAUUACUAAAAUGUAAAUUAGUUUUCUUAUUUAAUUCUUUUUAUACAUUGUAAAUUCACUCUAUGUUACAGACAAAAUGGGCUGACAUAUUUAACUGCUGAAAGUUAAAAGUCUUCUGACAUCUUUAAUAAUAAUUUCAUUUUGUAUUUAUGAUAAAUUCUUAUAUAACAUAUUUUUAGUUAACAUUACUGUGUGCAUGAAUAGUAAAUGUAGUUUAUUAAAACAGCAUGACAAAAAAAUAGUACCAUAUAUCAAAACUAAAUAUGCAUGGUUAAUUGCCAGGUACCUUUAAGUUAUUUCUUUUUAAUCAAAACAUAUAAAUUUACUAAACUUCUCUCAAAGGGCAAUGUCAAGAUUUCGGUAAAAAAAAAUUAUUACGGGGGAUUUUAAGGUUUACAGUGCUUUGUUAUACACAACCAAAAUUUGAGUGUCUUUCGUUGAGUUAUGAGCAAUUAAGUUAAAGAGCUUGCAAUUCUUUGCUAUGUAAACAAAGCUUUUAUUUAAAUUUUGAAUAUUGAAGUGAAAAUUCCAGUUUUAGACCUAAAAUGCAUGUGCUUAAUGUUAGGAACUAUUUAUUUAUACUUAAAAA
Messenger RNA from Magallana angulata, 3021 nucleotides. RefSeq names its product myogenesis-regulating glycosidase-like. Lineage: Eukaryota; Metazoa; Mollusca; Bivalvia; Ostreida; Ostreidae. The coding region runs from base 142 to 2187 and encodes 681 amino acids. The transcript is spliced from 3 exons. Gene Ontology annotation, biological process: carbohydrate metabolic process. Gene Ontology annotation, molecular function: hydrolase activity, hydrolyzing O-glycosyl compounds. The record is from RefSeq and is a predicted model, not a curated record.